Messenger RNA from Zingiber officinale, 1341 nucleotides. RefSeq names its product alpha-amylase isozyme 3D-like. The coding region runs from base 37 to 1335 and encodes 432 amino acids. The record is from RefSeq and is a predicted model, not a curated record. Gene Ontology annotation, molecular function: calcium ion binding; alpha-amylase activity. The transcript has 4 exons. Lineage: Eukaryota; Viridiplantae; Streptophyta; Magnoliopsida; Zingiberales; Zingiberaceae. Gene Ontology annotation, biological process: carbohydrate metabolic process.
ACCUCCUCUCCUCGAUCAGUUGUAUAUUUAUUAACAAUGAAGUCAUUGCCGAUUGGCUUCGUCGUCGUCUUCUUCGUCGGGCUGAUCCCGCUCGCGAGUACUCUCUCCGACGCUCAGUGUCAAAUCCUCUUUCAGGGUUUUAACUGGGAAUCAUGGAGGAAGGAAGGGGGCUUGUACAACUACUUGAAGUGUCAAGUGAAUGAUCUAGUCAAAGCUGGAGUCACCCAUGUUUGGCUCCCACCACCGUCCCAUUCCGUCUCAGAACAAGGAUACAUGCCGGGGCGGCUGUACGAUCUGGAUGCAUCCAAGUACGGGUCGGAGGAGCAGCUGAAGUCGCUGACGGCGGCGCUGCGCGAGAAAGGGAUAAAAUCCGUGGCCGAUAUCGUGGUCAACCACCGCUGCGCCGACCGCAAGGACUCGCGCGGCAUCUACUGCAUCUUCGAAGGCGGCACCAACGACAGCCGCCUCGACUGGGGCCCCCACAUGAUCUGCAGCGACGACACCCAGUACUCGGACGGCACUGGCAACCGCGACACCGGCGCCGCCUACGCCUCCGCCCCCGACAUCGACCACCUCAACCCCCUGGUGCAACGCGAGCUCUCCGACUGGCUCAACUGGCUCAAGACCGACGUCGGCUUCGACGGCGGGUGGCGCCUCGACUUCGCCCGGGGAUACUCCCCCGCCAUCGCUGGAAUCUACAUUUCCCAGACCAAGCCCGACUUCGUGGUGGCGGAGCUGUGGAGCUCCCUCACCUACGGCAACGACGGGAGGCCGGCGUACGACCAGGACAGCAGCCGCCAGGAGAUGGUCAACUGGGUGCACGACGUCGGCGCCGCGGGCCCCGCCACCGCCUUCGACUUCACCACCAAGGGCGUGCUGCAGGCGGCGGUGCAGGGGGAGCUAUGGAGGCUGCGGGACCCGCAGGGGAAGGCCUCGGGCAUGAUCGGGUGGUGGCCGGACAAGGCGGUCACCUUCGUCGACAACCACGAUACAGGGUCGACUCAGAGGCUGUGGCCUUUCCCUUCCGACAAGGUCAUGCAAGGCUACGCCUACAUUCUAACGCAUCCCGGAAUCCCCACCAUCUUCUACGAUCACUUCUUCGACUGGGGGCUGAAGGAGCAGAUCACGGCCUUGGCGGCGAUCAGGACUCGAAAUGGAAUUCGCAAGGGGAGCUCGCUGCGGAUCCUGGUUGCGGAUGCGGAUCUGUACAUGGCUGUCAUCGAUGAGAAGGUCAUGGUGAAACUCGGGCCGAGAAUUGAUCUCGGGGGACUCGUGCCGGGCAGUUUCCAUGUCUCCACCUCGGGCACUGAUUACUGCGUCUGGGAAAAGAGGUGAUGAGAU